This is a messenger RNA of Soboliphyme baturini, 1461 nucleotides long. Lineage: Eukaryota; Metazoa; Nematoda; Enoplea; Dioctophymatida; Soboliphymatidae. The record is from the annotation of a GenBank genome assembly.
AUGACGACCGCCCUUCGCAAAGUGAAAGGCAACUUUGAACGAAUGUUCGAGAAAAAUCUAUCAGACAUGAUUCGCGGCAUCCGCAACAACAAAGACAACGAGGGACGAUACAUCGCCCAGUGUGUGGACGAGAUCAAGCAGGAACUUCGACAAGAUAACAUAUCCCUUAAGGCGAACGCGAUCGCAAAAUUGGCUUAUCUUCAAAUGUUGGGAUACGACAUAUCAUGGGCAUCGUUCAACGUCAUUGAAGUGAUGAGUGCUUCAAAGUUUGUUCACAAGAGACUCGGAUAUUUCGUGGCUUCGCAGAGCUUCAGCGAAAACACCGAUGUCUUGAUGCUGGCAACUAAUCUUAUCCGCAAGGAUAUCAGCAGUUCGAACAUGUAUGAAGCGAGCGUGGCGCUUGCCGGUUUUGCUUGCUUCGUGUCCCCUGAUUUGGCCCGCGAUCUGACCAAUGACGUCGUUGCGUUGCUUAACUCCUCCAAACCGUAUACACGUAAAAGGGCGGUAAUUCUGCUCUAUAAAAUCUUUCUCAAGUUCCCCGAUGCGCUACAGCCUACAUUUGGGCGCCUGAAAGAAAAGUUGGAUGACCCUGAUCCUGGCGUUCAGUCGGCCGCUGUGAAUGUGAUUUGUGAGCUGGCGCGGAAGAAUCCAAAAAACUACGUUUCACUUUCGCCGACGUUUUUUCGUCUCAUGAGCACGUUUUCGAACAACUGGAUGCUUAUUAAAAUCAUUAAAAUGUUUGGUGCUCUCACUCCUCUGGAGCCUCGCCUGGGCAAGAAACUAAUCGAGCCGUUGACGAACCUGAUCAACAGCACGUCUGCUAUGUCGUUGCUGUACGAGUGCAUCAACACGGUCAUUGCAGUUUUAAUCUCCAUAUCUUCCGAAAAUCCUGGCGAUCAUAUUGCUAGUAUACAGUUAUGUGUGCAGAAGUUAAGCGUGCUGAUCGAAGACUCUGAUCAAAAUCUGAAAUACCUUGGACUGCUAGCGAUGAAUAGGAUACUGAAGACUCACCCAAAAGCUGUUCAAGACGAAAGCAUUCGCCUACGCGCAUUGGACCUUCUCUACGGAAUGAUUUCGAAAAAGAACAUAAUGGAGAUCGUUCGGAAAUUACUCGAGCACCUAGCGAAUGCUGAGGGCCCGAUGUACAGGGAUGAAUUAGUGUCGAAAAUAAUACAGAUAUGUUCCAACGACAACUACCGUUAUGUCGCGAACUUCGAAUGGUACGUCAGCGUGCUUGUGGAGCUGACUCGUGUCGAGGGCACGAAACAUGGUCCGGUGAUUGCCGAACAGAUGCUAGACGUCGCGGUGCGCGUUGUGUCUGUGCGUCACUUCAUCGUGUCGCAGAUGGCGUUCCUGAUCGAAAACGCUCCCAUUCUGCUGUCGAGCAGUACGCAAAACCGAAGCAACAUUUCGGAGGUGCUGAGCGCUGCCGCCUACAUCUGCGGAGAGUUUUCUGAGUAA